This is a messenger RNA of Lymnaea stagnalis (great pond snail), 11078 nucleotides long. NCBI's taxonomy places the organism in Eukaryota, Metazoa, Mollusca, Gastropoda, Lymnaeidae. The record is from the annotation of a GenBank genome assembly.
CCUUUGACGAUUCAGACGACCGAAAUUCGCUGGAAUCCGUCCAUUGAGAAAAGACUGUGCUCGACUUUGACUUUGCUACUGUCAGUGUCCACCCUUCGUUGGUGCUUCUAUUUUUUCUACCCAUUUCUCUCUCAGGAUAAGUGUAUUUAAAUUCGGAUCCUUUCACAAGUAACUAUAAGUAAAUAGAAAUACAGGUCCAUUCACAUGUGAGAAUAAGUGGAUAGAAAUCCAGGUCCAUUUAUGUGUCAGGAUAAGUGGAUAGAAAUUCAGGUCCACUUUUAUGUAAGUAUACAUCUAUACAAAUUCAGGUCCAUUUAUGUGUCUGGAUAAGUGUGUAGAAAACGGGUUCAUUCAUAUGUCGGGAUAAGUGUAUAGAAAUACAGGUCCAUUUAUAUGUCAGGAUAUGUGUAUAGAAAUACAGGUCCAUUGAGAAUGAAGCCUCACACAAAGCUUAUCUAGUUAUUGACAAUAAUAAAUUAAAUUUUUGCUGUUGUUUUAUUACCAUAGGUUGGCUCAGAUAUGAAGUUCGUAGAAGAGCGCACCAAAGAGCGAAAGUCUACGCUAGCGCUGCUGUGCCGUAGGCAUCGCCUGCUGGCCGGAUGCUUCAUCUCCGUCACAGCUCUCCUGUUGGCCGGCUUCACGCUGAAACCACCCACUUACACACCUACGGCCAGUCCGGAUUUUCGAGAACUUUUGCAAAAUUUAGAAAUGGAAAAUUCCGAUCUGCUGCGCAAAGAGGGCAUCGACAUGGCGCACGUGAUACCCGCCAUGAGGGUGUUGACAAACAUCUCGAGGACGCUGGGUCUCACAUAUUCACAAUCUCAACCUAAUCCAUUGUUGCUCAACAUUUUAUCUAAAUUAGAUCGUAUACGAACGAAUGAGACGACCGAUCAAAGUGGCUCGUUUAAGCCAUCCGCUGAUAGUGACAGUGAAAACAAUGCAGAUUCGCAGCUCAACAGCUGCCAAGCGUCUCUAGAGGAACUCGCCGCCAUGUAUAAAGUCCCCGGCGUCAGCUGUGAGGAGGUGAUCCUCGGAGAUCAGUCCGCCAUGGCCGCGGCGCUGAACGCCACCAAGACGAUGAAGAGAGAACUCUUGCCCAACGAGUAUUACCUCAGCCUCACACAGAAUUGCGACGGCUUCAAAACCUCGCGGGGAUACGUCACGUGCCCUCUGACCCAAGAGGAAUCGGAAUUCCCGAUCGCGUAUUCCAUUGUGACGUACAAGGAUAUCGAGAUGGUCGAGCGAUUGCUCCGCGUCAUCUACAGGCCUCAGAACUUUUACUGCAUCCACGUGGACAAAAAAUCAGAGAAGGACUUCCUGAGGACCAUGAGGAGCAUCUCGGGAUGCUUCGAUAACGUGUUUUUAACCUCUGACCUGGUCGAUGUGAAGUGGGGAGAGUUCAGCGUCCUGGAGCCGGAGAUUAUAUGCAUGAAACUCUUGUGGAGCCACAAAAAAUGGAAGUACUUUAUUAACUUGACGGGUCAGGAGUUCCCACUGAAGACGAAUUUUGAGUUGGUGAAGAUUCUCAAGGCCUACAACGGGGCGAAUGACCUCGAAGGGACAGUUAAGAGGUAUAUUACAAUGUGGUCCUUUUUUUUAACGGGGAGGGGGGGGGCUAGGGGGAGGGGGGCUGGUGGGAAAUCUAUCACUGGGAGUCCCUGUCGGGUUGUGGAUUGGACUAUUCACGCAUGACUGAAAAAUUUCUCAUAAUUUUGGUGCCGCACAUUCACAAUGUUCGUGGUCUGUGGUCGGUUUGUGGAAUUUUUCUGGAGUCCCGAUUUUCAUCUGUGUAAGUUCCCAGUUUUUAAAAUGUUUUAUCCGUUUCCAUUGAGUUGUGUGUACAUUUUUCUUUAACUUAAUUGGUACUUAGUUUUAAUAUUUGAAGUCAUGACUGCAGAUUUAGAUGUGAAAAAAAAUCUAAUUGAGUCCAGGAAACAAGUUCAAACUAAGACUAUACACCAUAUAUGAUAUGCUGUAAGUUGAUAAUGUUGCCUUAUUUACAGUAAGCCUGUACGACCCUCGUCCCCGCCCACCUACCUAUCUCGUGAGUGUUAUCGACGCAAGUCUACCGAAAGGUAACCACGACCCACAUCGCGUCAGCCGUUGAGCGCGUGACGCUGGUCAUAAACACGUGCUAAUCUCUGGGAGGUCGAUCAGGAUUUAUUUGCAACAACAAGAACACACAAAAAAAAAAAAAAAAAAAAAAAAAAAAAAAAAAAAAAAAAAAAAAAAAAAAAAUAAAAAAAAAAAAAAAAAAAAAGAAAAUCGAGUAAAAAUGAUCUUAAGAAUUUUUAAAGUAUUAAGAUCAUUUUUAAUCGAUUUUUUAACCCUUUGACGUCAUUCAAAUCGAUAGCCGCCCAGACCAACGAUGUCAACGAUUAGUCGGCGAAUCCUUUAAGCUUGCUUACCCACAUUGGGUUUCGUCCAUACUACUUCCUUCCAUCUCUGUGGCGCUACAGCUCACGUAGGGGGCUUUGGCCUGGCUCACCACGUCCUUCCACUCCGACCUAACUAAUGCUUUUACUUUUCCAUGCUUGGAUUCCCAGCUAAUGUAGAUCUUUUCCCCCACAUCAUCCAUCCAUCUAAGCCCGGGCCUGCCUCUGAACGGGUUUCCUCUUGGGGGUUUUGGUUGUGCACCCUCUUCACUCCUCUGCCAUUUGGCACUCUCUUAAAGUGUCCUGCACAGCGUAGCCUGUCUUUAAAAAAAAAGAAUUAUUUCCGCUACCCUCUGUGGGAUCCUGAUAUUGACUGUGAAAUUCUUGGUUUGUUCGUAUUCUCCAUUAAUUUUUUUAUACCAUUAAUAUACUUUUAAAAAGUAACUUUGAACCACAUGGUUUUCAAAUGAACUCAUUUGUUGACUAGGUAUUUAAAAAUACCAAAACGUGAAAAAGGCGUACAGCUUCGGACAAUGAAGCAAAUGAAUGAGAGCGUUUCAUGACGUUCAUCAACUAGGCUUCUGUCUCGCGGCAAGGAAACAGUGGAACAAGCUUUGUGCAAGUCUCAAAUAUAACAAGAGGACAAUAAAAAGAUAACUUUUUGGCUAAGAACUUUUCCCCAGCAAAAAAAUGCGGAAAAAAAAAAACAAGAAAAAAAACCCAACCUUUGAAGAGUUUUCUAUUUCUUAUAUAUUUUUUAAAUUUGUCCUGAAGAAGGCGGUAAAGAGCGGGUUGAUUGGUGUAGUUUGGGUCAACUGGUCUAGCCGGCCAGAACCUUUCGGUUGAGAUGUUCGGUCGAGCGGCACGUUGGUCCGACCGUCUGAGAAUCGCUGUUGUAGAUAAACCUCCGAGUAUCUUUCUAACACCACCAACAUCAUCAAUGGCACUACAGCCCAGGGUGGUUUGCUUGUGACCAUUGUCUUUUCAAUUUGAGACCCUCGGCGUAAUCAAAACUCCAUACGAAAUAAGACCUGAAAAAGAAAAAAACAGCACCGCUGUGCUCUAACACCGCAAAGCAUCCAUUGCUCCCUACAAAGCAUCCAAUGCUCCCUACAAAGCAUCCAUUGCUCCCUACAAAGCAUCCAAUGCUCCCUACAAAGCAUCCAUUGCUCCCUACAAAGCAUCCAAUGCUCCCUACAAAGCAUCCAUUGCUCCCUACAAAGCAUCCAAUGCUCCCUACAAAGCACCCAAUGCUCCCUACAAAGCAUCCAAUGCUCCCUACAAAGCAUCCAAUGCUCCCUACAAAGCAUCCAAUGCUCCCUACAAAGCAUCCAAUGCUUCCUACAAAGCAUCCAAUGCUCCCUACAAAGCAUCCAAUGCUCCCUACAAAGCAUCCAAUGGUCCCUACAAAGCAUCCAAUGCUCCCUACAAAGCACCCAAUGCUCCCUACAAAGCAUCCAAUGCUCCCUACAAAGCAUCCAAUGCUCCCUACAAAGCAUCCAAUGCUCCCUACAAAGCAUCCAAUGCUCCCUACAAAGCAUCCAAUGCUCCCUACCUACCACCUACAGUUAAGUUGAGCACUUGGAUUUGUAUUUAGAGAACAUGGGUAGUUUAUUUUCAAAAUUUUCACUGUCCUACUGUUGUUUGUUCGCUGAAGAAGAAGGCUUCUUGCCGGAAGGUCAGUUCUGUUAUUGCGAUUUUUUUCCAUACUUUGUUUCGUUCAUUUCUUUUUUGUAUAACUCUACAGGGCAAACAAUUACAGAUGGAAUAACUCCCCCCCACCCCGUGGACUCCGACCAGUGAAAGGAUCAGUGCACAUCACAGUCAACAGGUACAGCUUUAUACAUUAUUAUUAUUAUUUAUUAUUAUUAAAGUGGUCUUAUAUAGCGUGGUACCCUAGCCUGGGGGCUGGGCUCACCGCGCUUCAUUUUCAAAUAUUAGCAAAAUAUAACAUGACAUUAAAAAAAAAAAAAGUUACUUAUAAAUUUAUUUAAUUUAAAAAAAAAACAACAAGUUUUAUUAAAAAAGAAAAUUGACCCCGCCCACCCAAGAACUAAUUUCCAUGUCCGGCCAUGGACGGCACCCAGCAGCAUCGUUUAUCGUUUAACGGGUCCAGCUAAACACACACACACAAGUGAACGCGUUGUGUUUGAUUGUUCACGUGACAGCUAACGGGUAGAGGUGGGCGUGUAAUAAGGAAAUGAGUGAAACAGAGUAGGGGUAAUAAACAGGGGGGAGGAUGGGGGGGGGGGGGGGGGGGGGGGGGGGGGGGGGGUGGACGCUGUCCUCUCGGAUACUAAAAUGCAUGUAAGUGUUUAUUUUUAAGUUUAAAAACCGCAAAGCCUCAGAUGUUUCCCACCCGCCGCCUACAGUUAAGUUGAGCAGACGGCAAAGCCUCAGAUGUUCCCACCUGCCGCCUACAGUUAAGUUGAGCAGACGGAUCUGCCGAUCAAGGAGAUGGGUGUUAUUUAAAUUUUUAUGUUAUAUAGUUUUACUGUUGUUUGUUCGCCGAAGAAGGCUUCUUGCCGAUACGUUCGUUGUUUUGCGACGUCAUUUUUCGUUUGUUUCAGGUUUUACUAUAUUUUGUUUCGCUCAUUUCCAUUCACCUAAUCUGAUCGCAAUCUCUGUCCCCUUUAUUAUGCGUAAAAAUAUCAUUUAAACAUAUUGCCUAAAGGGGUAAACCAUAAUUGAAAUUGAAAUCAAUCAAUCAAUAUGUCUCAAUAUUUGCAAUGCAGUCAAAACUAAUUUCCAUUUAGUCGGAUCAAUAGAGCAAUAUGUUCUUUUCAUAUUGGAAAUUUGCAGUUGCAGUUUAAAAACAAACUCCCCCCCCCCUUACACUUUUUUUUUUCUAAUUCAAGGGAAGCCACAUUUAAAAAAUUUUCUCAGGGUUUUUUUUUAAAUUUGUUUUUAUUCUUUUCAUAUUGGAAAUUUGUAGUUUCAAUUUAAAAACAAACUCCCCCCCCCCCCCUUACACUUUUUUUUUUCUAAUUCAAGGGAAGCCACAUUUAAAAAAUUUGCUCAGGGUUUUUUUUUAAAUUAGUUUUUAUAAUCACCUCCCCUGAACAGUAAUUGUCAAUUCUGUAAGAGCUUGUCAGGAGAUCUGACAUCUUUAACUUGACCAUUUUCUGAGAAUGUGAUUCAUGUAUCCGCCAGAACAGCUGAACGGUGGUGUCAUAGAGAGUUCAAUAAGUAAAUGACAGACAGUUACAGCUCAUCUGUCAAGCUUGAGACAAGCAGCAUAUAUAACAAAGACGCAAACGUUUCGAUUAAGCUAAUCCAUGGUAUCCCAUUAGACCCUGAUGAAUAUUUUUUUAAAGACUCUUAUUGAACGCAGCUGUUGGGAAUUUUAUAUCGUUAAAAACCAGUGUCAUCUUAGUUCCUUGAUCUUACACUUGAAAAACAGGAAAUACUUAUUUUAGGGAGGUUGGGUUCGGGAGUAGCGCUGAAAAUUUUGAUAGAAUAUGUUGUCAUCGGCAACGAGUCUAUAUGCCAUGUUUCAGCUCGAUAGGUUGGCGGCAAGUGGGCCGCUUUGCCGUCCCAAGAUUUUUACCUUAACACCCAAAAUCGAAUUUAGUAUAAAGGAUUUUAAAAAAAGAGUAUAUCAGAGAUGAUGAAACGAUCAGAAAAACUGUUUGUUAUGUAAUUAAUUUGUUUUUGAAUAUAUCAAUGAUCUUUUAAAAAAUAUCUCUCAACGUUACUGUAUCACACCUAUGGCUGCAUUAUUUGAACAGAGACUUCGUCGACUACAUCCUUCACAACGAUACGGCUCAGGAGUUGCUGGCGUGGGUGAGAGGCACGGGGGUUCCAGAUGAGACGUUCUUCGCCACGCUAAACCACAACCCACAGCUGGGCAUUAGGGGCUCUUACAAAGGUGGGUUUUAAUUAGGGACACUUAUCAAAGGUGGAUUUUAAUUAAGGACACUUAUCAAAGGUGGGUUUUAAUUAGGGACACUUAUCAAAGGUGGGUUUUAAUUAGGGACACUUAUCAAAGGUGGGUUUUAAUUGGGGGCACUUAUAAAGUUGGGUUUUAAUUUGGGGCACUUACAAAGGUGGGUUUUAAUUAGAGGCCCUCAAAAAGGUUAGUUUUUGUUUCGAGACAUAUCUGAUCCCAUUGUUUCAAAUGAAAGUUCAAGUUCAAGCCCUAAUCUCAAUCCAUUGGUUAAUACUGUAGUAUGGAACGUUGUCAAUCUGCACCGAUGAUCUACAUUCAGAUUAAGGUUUGACAAGAAAUAUGAAAAGUACUAAGAAUGUGGAUGGAAAACCAACAACAACAAAAAAAUUAAUAAUUUAAAGUUAAAUAAUGUAGAAUCUUGUUCACCUAUCUCGUUAUUGUAUCUUUUUCCCGUAUCUUGUGCACGUAUCUUGUUCACGUAUCUUGUUCACGUAUCUUGUUCACGUAUCUUGUUCCCGUAUCUUGUGCACGGAUCUUGUUCACGUAUCUUGUUCACGUAUCUUGUUCACGUAUCUUGUUCACGUAUCUUGUUCACGUAUCUUGUUCACGUAUCUUGUUCACGUAUCUGUUCACGUAUCUUGUUCACGUAUUGUUCAAAAUUUCAAUUUUUCUCAAAGUCGUCGGCCCUGCUGUACAGCUAGUGUUUAAAGACAUAUUAAUUCCCUUUUUUUUUUUUCAUUUUUAUUGCAGGUGACCCGGAAACAGAAUCAUCAGACUCGAUGGUGAAACCUUUUCUGACCAGGUUCAAAAACUGGGGUUCGGACCCAUUUAAAUUUCACUGCGCUGGACAGCAUGUUAGGGGUAUUUGUAUACUUUCUACGGGUAAGUUGGUCAGAGGCCAAAGCAUUUUUUUUUGUCAGCUGUAUUUGUAUACUAUUUACAUGUCAGUUUUAUUCUUGUGACCUUGGCACAAAAUCUAAUGACUUCACCAAAAUUGUCAGAAUUUACAGAAUAUCGAAGCAUCUCGAAGACAUUUUAAUUUCACGUCAGACUUUUCAUCUGGCAUCAGACGUUUCAUUUACUCACUUCUGACUUUUUCCCAUGAAAUUGUUCCAAUUCAUUUUUUGUAAACGAUGACAUUGACCCUAAGAUUCCAAACAGUUUGAAUUGCAAACAGUCCUUGAAACGUUCCUUUUAUGUUUACCAGGUGACCUGCCCCAACUAGGUCAAGCCAAGCACCUGUUCGCCAACAAGUUCUACCUGCACGAGGACAAGGUCGUGAUUGGUUGCCUUGAGGAGAAGCUGUUCAACAACACAAGGGACGAGUACUCUGGAACCUUACAGUUCAACACGACGUACUACAGCAACCUGGGGUUCGUCAAAGAUCAAGUGACGUAGUAGGACAAGGGAGGCCACUAGAAUAACACGACGCUUGGACAUUGUAGGACAGGGAAAGUCACUGGAAUAAUUCGUGUCAAUUUAGUCGAAAGAGGUGGUUGUUUUUUUUAAACAUCAAUCAUAGUAUAUUUUUUUUAAAAAUCAGAUUAUUAACACCACUCAAGUCCAAACCCAGGGACAUGCCUGGAGAUUUUGAAAACGUGUAACUCGUAGACUUCGGGAUAAAUUCGUUUGAGGGACGAAUUGACGAAGGAAUUGAAUAAAACUUAAACUAUAGAAGAGAAAGAAGUAGAUAUAAAUAGCAGGUAUCAGAAUCAUUUCUCGAAAAUAAUCUCUAAGCUGAAUGGGUUAAAAGUAUUAGACUAAGAACAGAAUCAAGGGCAGUAAGAGUGAAAUUACAGCAAAUGUCGUAAAGGGAUAGUGAUCCUUGGGAAGUGAUCAUCAAAUGAAGUCAUGUUUAAAUACUUCUCACUUUGAUCAAUAUCAACAUGUAUAAAUAUCGUUUGUAACAAUGUCAUCAACGCUUACAGAUGGCGUUGAUUUGAUGAAAUAAAUGUAACGAUAGCUGCGCUAAAUCUUUAAAUGAGAAAUGAGAUUCCUAAAAUGACCUCAAGUGUGCUUGGCGCAUAAACUUUUGUGUUUUGUUUUUUGUUUUACGGACAUAAUCUCAAUUUUAUUGUGGCGUAAUAAAUCUGCGGUAGUAGAAGUGGGUGGGGACAUACGAAUAAGAAUUAGUGUUCAUGGGCGUGACCAAAGUGGGCGUGACCGAAGUGGGCGGUUGUAAAACCUGAUUAUUUUUUUUAAACAAUUUUUCUUUAAGGGGUGGGGAACACUUAUUGGAAUAAAAUGGUUUAUUUGAUGAGCACUCCGUAUCGGAAAAUACAUAUAGGUUACAGACCAGAAGUGAUACAAUAUUAGCUUUAAGACCAAUGAAAAAAUGUUUGUCACUUUCUCCUGCAACACACAUUCUACUGGGAGGGGUGUGAGCAUCUUUAUGUGAAUAACCAUUUAUUUAAAUCCGAUAAUAAUACAGUCGUAAAAGAGAAUUUUUUUUUUUUUGUUAAAUUAAAAAAAUAAAAUAAAUACGAAUUAUUAUAAUUGCGGAAAAUGGUUGUUGUCAAAUUGAACACACUAAAAAAAAGUACAUAGCCAUACCUGCAAACUCAAGGAAGUUGGUAAGGAGAAAAUAAUACGAUUUUGUUGAAACUAAGAACAUAGUAGGUUUUUUUUUUAUUACGCCAAAUAUACAAUUCAGAGGCGAAGAUAAGCGGCGGGCCCAUAUUUAUAAGGAUAACACCAUGUUUGUUUUUUUUUAAAUGUAUAGUGAAAAUUUUGUGAAAAUAAAAUUAAUUGUGGCAAGAUUUGUUAUGUAACAAUAACAUUUGGAUAACAAAGACAAUAUCUAAAAACCCAAUAAUUUUACUGAUUUGAAAAUUAUUUAUUUUUUUUUUUAAAUAGCUAUACACUUUUCUUUUUCAUUUCCUGAAAAUACAAUUCAAGGUUUGGACAACCAAGGGUUAAAGAUUUUAUUUAAAUAUGAGCAAAUAUUUGGGUUUUUUUUUUUUUUUUUUUUUUUAUUUUUACUUCAUUCUGUUUUUGAGGCAUGGGGGUUUUUCAUGGGCCUUUGAAUAGGUUUUUUUUUUUUUUUUUUUUUUUUUUUUUUUUUUUUUUUGGUGCUUUGGGUAUUUUUAAUGGGCUUUAAAAUAUUUUUUUUUUUUUUUUUUAAACACAAGGCUUUUCCAAAUGUGAGAACUGGUUACGAGAUGAGCAUUUAAAUAUGAGUAUUAUUUUCUGUUAAAAUGAUUUACCGAUACUAUAGAUCAGGGGCAAGGUAGAGGUUGAGUCAAUUUUAAAAGAAGAUUUCAACAUAACAAAAUCUCGUAAUGCUACAGCUAUUUAAAAUGGUAUAUAUAUUUGUUUAACGUUAUGAUAUUAUUUUUUUUUUUAGAAAAUACGUUUUCUUUGCAGAUCAGUGGUACGAAAAGGGCUUGGCUAUGGCUAUAUUAUUUAUAAGAAGGCACAACAUCACAAACCCAGUGUUUUAAGAAACGUAAAUAUCUACCCAAUUAUUCUUCUUUAAAAAUUAAACAAAAGUCCGAUUUACUACUUCCUAGAUAUACAUUUCAAGUGCGUGGAAAAUUGUACAAUUUCAAAAUAUAUAGAUUUUCAACAACAAAAAAAAGAUCUAAAUUAAUACUUGAUUUUCUUCAUCUUCUAUAUCUUAAGGGCCCACGAUCAAUUUAUUGAUCAUUUUGGCUUAUAUCUUUUAGUUAUGAUAUAUUGUACACAGAUUACUGUCGUGGAAAAAAAAAAGAUUUUCAGUACAACUUCAGAUUAAUUAUUUAUUAGUGCUGAUAAUUUAUUUUUCUUCUCAAGUAUUUAUUAAUGUGAAUACGAAUACUGUACUGUGUGAAAAUAAGUAUCCUCCAUUGUUUAAAAUAUAUUUAUAUUGUAUUUAUUUUCUUAGAAGAAAAUUAUCUUUGUCGCUGUUGAACUGUCUAUAAUAUUGCACUGCCUAACAACUUGCAAUCUAUAACAUUCCAUUGACAUAAAACAUUCCAUGAAUAACAUUCCAUUGAAAUAGUACAUUCCAUGAAUUUGUCUGCCUUCUAUGUUCUUACCACGCCUUGUGUAACUUCAAAACUUAUUUUAGCAGGCUACUUUAUAACUGCUCCCAUGCCUUACCUUCAGUCUGUGUAUACUGGUUCAAUGGCUGUCUUGACAUGUAUAUAUAUUCUCCAUCUGCGAUAGGAUCUUAUUUCCAUUUUAAAAAAUGAGGACAUCGCAACAGUUACAUUCCUAUCUCUUUUUUUCCACAAUAUCUCUUUCUGUUUUACCUCUAUCACUAUUACUAUCCUUCUUGAUGGAUGCUCCAUCCUCCAUUUAUAUGAUACCAUUGAGUUUCUGCUGUAAUUAUGUUAUUGAAGUUGUUGAUUCUGUAUAUCACCGCACACUGUGGUCAGACUGUGACAACCGCACACUGUGGUCAGACUGUGACAACCGCACACUGUGGUCAGACUGUGACAACCGCAUACUGUGAUAAGACUAUAACCACAGCAUACUGUGGUGAGACUGUGACCACCGCAUCCUGUGGUGAGACUGUGACCACCGCACACUGUGGUGAGAUUGUGACCACCGCAAAUUGUGGUGAGACUAUUGACCACCGCAUACAGUGGUGGCAUUAUGACCAGUAUUACUGUUACAUUCCAUGAGGAUAAGAGCGAAAGAGAGUCAUUGUAAACUAUACACAAGUCACUUACGCUUUUGUUUUCUUCUUGUAUCAACAUGAUAUUAUGAUGACCCUGUAUUUUUUAUGUUACGAUGUAUUAUGUCAUAUUGUACACAGGACAAAAUUGUAGGACCAAAUUGUAAUGGGAUUUAAUGAAAGUUUGAACAGUGAAAACCAAAAAAAG